Molecule: messenger RNA, 1084 nt
Organism: Coccinella septempunctata (seven-spotted ladybird)
Lineage: Eukaryota; Metazoa; Arthropoda; Insecta; Coleoptera; Coccinellidae
Product: tRNA methyltransferase 10 homolog A
Exons: 5
Coding region: 31-1023 (330 amino acids)
Biological process (GO): tRNA N1-guanine methylation
Cellular component (GO): nucleoplasm; nucleus
Molecular function (GO): tRNA binding
Source: RefSeq, a predicted model, not a curated record
GUUUUUUGCGCUCAUGUUAACCUCUAAAAUAUGGAAUCAAAAAAGAUGGAUGAAAAUAUCCUCAAAAGACCGUUGAAUGAUGAUAACCCCAAUUCCAAUAAAAAAACUUGUAUUGAUUUGGAUAAGGAUAAUAAGCCGACCAAAGCUUACAAUAGUGAUGAAUAUCCUGAAACUACAUUAGAAAACUCAAAUGAAAAUAUGUUGGAAAAACCUGAACUUUUCAAUGGUGUAGAAAUUUCCAAGUUGACUAAAAGGCAACAUAAGAAGUACAUGAAAAUGUUGAAAUGGCAAGAAGUUAAGAAGGAGAAAAGAGCCAAAGAGAGAUUAAAGAUGAAGGAAAAACGAGAACAUGCAAAAUUAAAUAACAUUGAUUUAGGUCCUAGUAGAAAGGAAUUGAAACGUAUGAAAAUGGCUGACAGUCCUUGUAAAAUAAGUGUGUGCCUGGACCUCAGUUUUGAUGAUUUGAUGAUAGAUAAGGAUAUGGCAAAAGCAAUCAAACAAAUUUUACGUGUUUACACUGAGAACAGGAGGGCUAAAGAACCAAUGCAAUUGCACCUUACCAGUUUUAAUGGUAAAAGUAAAAGUGAAAUGAGCAAGCAUCAUGGGUAUGAAAAUUGGGACUUGAAUUUCCAUAGUGAAGAUUAUAUGGAAGUUUUCCCAAAAGAUAAAUUAGUAUAUCUUACCAGUGAAAGUGAUAACUUAAUUAGUAAAUUAGAGUCAGAUAAAGUAUAUAUCAUUGGGGGUCUUGUAGAUCAUAACUUUCAUAAAGGUGUAUGUUAUAAAAAAGCUUUAGAACAAGGGAUUGCUCAUGCGCAAUUACCUAUAAGCGAAUAUUUUUGGAUGAAGCAUCGAAAAGUAUUUACAAUAAAUCAAGUUUUUGAAAUAUUGUUGAGGGUAAGUGAAGGCAAAAGUUUCAAGGAAGCAUUUGAAAUGAUUUUACCAAAAAGAAUAAACAUGCAACCAUCAAUCAAAAGUGACUCAGAAGUGGAAAAGAUUGAGGAACCCAUUGAGUUGAGUUCGUGAUCAAUUGUACAUACUUUUAAUAUUUGAUUCUAGCAAUAUAUUUAAUAAAGUUUUUAUUAUU